CGCAUGACGAAUUCGUUCGCCGUUUGAAACCACCUUUCACUUCGUAGAAGCUUCUCCUUGCAAACCCUAUCGCCGCGGCCAUUGCCACCGCCGCCGCAGGUCGCACCCGAAAUCCGCCGCGUUUGGAUCCUGUAAACAAAGAGUAUGAAAUGGGCUUCGCUAAUACGACCCACGAAUUUGUUUCGUUUCCCAAUCGAAGCCAAGAAUUCGGUCUCGCGUAAAGUGAAGGACUUUAUGUGUCGAUUUGCUUCCGUACAGUUGAAUUCGUCGAACAAGUUCCUUUCUUAUCGGGAAAGGAAAAUUUGGAACUGGUUCCGGUUAUAAAUUUACAGCCAAUGAGAUGGAUUUGUCAGAUGCGGUCAUUGUGAAAUCCGGCAGAUUGAAAUCUGUUGUUUGGAAUGACUUUGAUAGGGUGAGAAAGGGAGACACUUACCUUGCCAUCUGCAGGCACUGUCAGAAAAGACUCAGUGGAUCGAGCGCCAGUGGAACUUCGCAUCUGAGGAACCAUUUGAUUCGGUGUAGGAAGAUAACCAAUCACGGGAUAGCGGAAUACUUUCUCGGCAGCGGAAAGAGGAAGGUGGAAAAGUAUGCGCUUGCAAAUAUCGAUCAUGACCAUGAUGAGCAGAGGAAGGAUGAUGUGCUUAGUGUUGUGAAUGUUAGGUACGAACAUGAGCAGUCCAGAGACGAUUUCACCGCGGUUGCAAGUGUGAGUCUGGAUCAGAGACGGAGCAGAUUUGAUCUUGCCCGGAUGAUUAUUUUACACGGAUAUCCUCUGACAAUGGUCGAAGAUGUUGGAUUUCGUGUCUUUGUCCAAAAUUUACAGCCUUUGUUUGAGCUCGUUGCAUUCGAAGGAGUUGAAUCUGACUGUAUGGAAAUCUACGCGAAAGAGAAACACAAGAUUUUCGAAUCACUGGAUAAGUUGCCCGGAAAAAUCAGUGUCAGUGUCGAUGUAUGGAAUUCGUUAGAAGAUGCCGAGUACUUGUGCUUGACAGCGCAUUAUAUCGACGAAACAUGGGGAUUGAAACAGAGGGUUCUGAACUUCUUCGUGACGGAUCCUUCUCAUACGGGCGAAAUGCAUGCAGAGGUCAUCAUGACAUGCUUAAUGGAAUGGGAUAUCGACCGAAAGCUGUUUUCCAUGACUUCGAGCCAUUCUCCUCCUUUCAGUGAAGAAGUGGCGAACAAGAUCCGAGAUCGGUUAUCACAGAACAAGUUUCUCUACUGUAACGGGCAACUGUUCGAUGUGAGCUGUGCGGUGAAUGUCCUUAGUCAGAUGGCUCAAGAUUCUCUUCAGACUUCUAGCGAGAUGAUAAUCAAGAUUCGGGAGAUGAUUCGACAUGUCAGAAGCUCGGAAUCCUUUCAGGAGAAGUUCAUCCGGUUGGCUGUUGAAGCCGGAGUCGGAAAUGGGAGGAAACUAUGUCUCGAUAGCCCGACACAAUGGGACACGACAUGUACUAUGCUCGAGAUUGCUCUGGAGUACAAGAACGUGUUUUGCCUUAUGAAAGAACAAGAACGAGAUCCUCGUUACAUGGCAUAUCCGUCUGUUUCGGAUUGGGAGAGGCUCGGGAUUUUCGUCGGAUUCUUGAAACUCUUUGUGGAGGUCACCAAUGUAUUCACCAAGAGCAAAUGCCAACCUGCCAAUAAGUACUUCCCCGAGAUAUGCGAUAUACACCUUCGUCUGAUCGAAUUGAGCAAGAAUCCCGACGAUUUCAUUAGCUCUAUGGCUGUGAAUAUGAGAAAGAAGUUCGACGAGUUUUGGGAGAAAAGCAACCUGGCUCUGGCCAUUGCUUCGAUCUUGGACCCGCGAUUCAAAAUGAAGCUGAUCGAGUAUUAUUACCCGCUACUGUACGGAGCUAGUGCUUCAGAGCUUAUCGACGAUAUCUCCGAGUGCAUCAAAGCUCUAUACAACGAGCACACCGUAGGGUCACUGUUGGUUUCAUCGGAACAAGCUUUCGAUUGGCAGCAGCAGCAGCAGCAGCAAUCGAACGGUGUUAAUGGAAAAGGGUUUUCCGACAGACUGACGGAAUUCGACAGGUACAUAAACGAUACCGAACCAUGUCAAGACACGAAGUCGGAUCUGGAAAAGUAUCUAGAGGAGCCUCUGUUUCCGCGGAACUCAGAUUUCGACAUCCUUAACUGGUGGAGGGUUCAUACGCCUCGGUACCCGAUUCUCUCGAUGAUGGCACGCAAUGUGUUGGCUGUGCCGAUGUCAACUGUCCCGGCCGGACACGCCUUCGGGACGAGGUUAAGACAGGUUGAUCAGAACUGGAGUUCGCUUCGGCCGAGUACUGUCCAAGCCUUGAUGUGUGCUCAAGAUUGGAUCCGUAGUGAGCUUGAAAGCCGAUAAAGAACGUUUCUUUUGGUUUCUAUAUUUGGUUCUUUGGUUUGUUUAAUUCUAACCCGAGGCGUUUAGCUGUGUACGACCAAAAAAAAGGUAUCAUUUCUUGUAUUGUACAGGAAUCAAAAAAAUAGUUCACGGUUUGGUGAUAGAAUUCUGGGUAAGAACAAAACCAGAUAACAUUGAAAGGUACAGAAUGCCAAUCUCUUCCGACAAAAGAGUUGAACCACAAAAUUGCGGCUGUUCAAUUAAAACCGGCAAGGGGGGUUUCGGAGAGAAAUAAUAGAAUCCGAUAAUUUAAACUAACAAGAAAAACGAAAUUACAGGAAAAAAAA
Tarenaya hassleriana is the source of this 2670-nucleotide messenger RNA. Its product is annotated as zinc finger BED domain-containing protein RICESLEEPER 1-like. NCBI's taxonomy places the organism in Eukaryota, Viridiplantae, Streptophyta, Magnoliopsida, Brassicales, Cleomaceae. The coding region runs from base 341 to 2344 and encodes 667 amino acids. Gene Ontology annotation, molecular function: protein dimerization activity; DNA binding. The transcript has 3 exons. The record is from RefSeq and is a predicted model, not a curated record.